AUGCUGUGGCUUUUGUUUCCUGAUGUCUCAGGGCUUAGAAACCAAGAUGGCAGAGAUUCACAGCUGAGACUUGUCUUACUGGGUAAGACUGGAGCAGGGAAAAGUGCCACAGGCAACAGCAUCCUCGGAGAGAAAGUGUUUCAAUCCAACAUUGCGGCAAAAUCAGUCACCAAGACCUGUGACAAAGGGAGCAGCAGGUGGCAGGGAAGAGAAAUUGUGGUUGUGGAUACGCCUGGCAUUUUCGACACCGAGGCACAGGAUGCUGACACCUGCAAGGAGAUUGCUCACUGCAUCUUCCUGACCUCCCCAGGGCCUCAUGCUCUGCUCCUGGUGGUCCCACUGGGCCGGUACACGAAGGAAGGGCAAAAGGCCACGGAGAAGAUCCUGCAAAUGUUUGGACUCAGAGCUAGGAGAUACAUGAUUCUCUUAUUCACCCGGAAAGAUGACUUGGAUGGCAUCAAUUUCCGUGAUUACUUAGAGGAAGCACCCAAAGGUAUCCGAGAGUUGGUGGGCAAGUUUGGUGAUCGCUACUGCGUGUUCAACAAUCGGGCGACAGGAGCUGAGCAGGAGGCCCAGAGAAAUCAACUGCUCACCCUGGUCCAGCGCAUUGUUGCUGAGAAUGAAGGAAGAUGCUACACUAAUAAGAUGUACCAAAAGGCUGACAACGAGAUUCAGAAACAAAUGCAAGAAAUGCAAGAAUUUUACGCAGCAGAGCUAGAGAGAGAGAGAGUGCAGAUAAGAAAGGAGUUUGAAGACAAAAUCAGAAAGCUGGAGGAUAAACUGGAGCAGCAGAGACAAAUGGAACAAAUGGAGAGGGAAUUGGCUGAUAAAGAGGCAUUAUAUGCUGUAAAGCUGCAAAAACACAGAGAUGAGAAUGAGUAUAAGAUAGUUGACUUGAUCAUGAAAGCACUGCAGAUGGUUUUUCCUAUUUUCUCUCACCUGUUUAUGGAAGAUUAACCUGAAUGAAGAGAUCUCCUUAUUUGCUACACAUUUUCUGCUGGCCCUGCCAAGCCCCUCACCCCAGAACUCAUUCACCAAGCUUGAAGCACUCUCGAUUCUGUCUCUCAGACUCUCAGGACGAAAGGGUAUAAUCAGAUUCACUGGUGGUGAUUGGUAGAUGUUUGAUUGACUUACCAGGGGAGGGACACAUUCUCAAUUUGUGGAACUCCAGAGUAGAAGGUAUUGAUGGUCUUCUAAGAAGAUGACCCCAAAAUUUCUCUACUUGUCCCGAGUGAAAUCCAGAUUCCUUCUAGAUUGGUGGAUCCUCUCCCUUUGUUGCUUCUACUCACUUAUUUUUGCUUUUAGGACAUGGCAAUCACCUUACCCAUAUGGUUUGUUACAAAGAUUGGUUCUUCAUGUUAGGUAGUCUAAUGAUGGAGAUGCUUAUAGAAUUCUUUCCAGAUGAAUGGAAAUUUAUUUAGUUACAUUUUUACAGAGGGACUCAAGUUGUUUCUUA
Puma concolor (puma) is the source of this 1456-nucleotide messenger RNA. The record is from RefSeq and is a predicted model, not a curated record. Lineage: Eukaryota; Metazoa; Chordata; Mammalia; Carnivora; Felidae.